Aspergillus ochraceoroseus IBT 24754 is the source of this 507-nucleotide messenger RNA. RefSeq names its product putative antigenic thaumatin domain protein. The record is from RefSeq and is a predicted model, not a curated record. NCBI's taxonomy places the organism in Eukaryota, Fungi, Ascomycota, Eurotiomycetes, Eurotiales, Aspergillaceae. Bases 1 to 507 code for a protein of 168 amino acids. The transcript has a single exon.
AUGUUCUUCCGCAACAUCUUCGGUAUUUCGGCUGCUCUGGCCAUGACCGCUUCGGCUCUCCCUGUUGCGCCGCGCGACCUUAGCGGCAGCGUGCAAAUCGUCAACAACAUGGGCCAGGACAUCUAUCUCUGGUCUGUGUCGGAUUACUCCAGUGAGAUGCAAACCCUCUCUGCCAAUGGCGGCACCUACUCCGAGACCUGGCAGACCAACCCCAACGGAGGUGGCAUCUCCAUCAAGAUGGGUGCCGACACCACGGGAGCCAGCGUCCUGCAGUUCGAGUAUACCGAGGUCGAGGAUCUCCUCUACUGGGACAUGUCCAGCAUCAACCUGGCCAAGGACUCUCCCAUCGUCUCGGCAGGAUUUGCUGUCACCAUCAGCGAUGCCAGCUGCUCCACUGUCACCUGCGCCGCUGGCGACGCGAACUGCUCCGAGUCCUACCAACAACCGGACGAUGUCAACACCCGCGCAUGUGGCACCGGUGCUGCUUAUACCCUCACUCUGGGUUAG